AUGGACCUCCAGUUCGAUCCGUCGAUCCCCGUCGAGGCCGCCACGACGCCGCCGGCCGUGUGGUACACCGACCCGCGCGUUCUUGAGCUGGAACGGCGCAACGUCUUCGAGAAGGCUUGGGUCGCCGUCGGCCGAGCGGACCAGGUCGCCGAGCCCGGCCGUUACUUCACCGGCGAUGUCGUUGGCAACCCUUUCGUCGUCUUGCGGGACGAGUCGGGCAAGUUGCGGGCGUUCCACAACGUCUGCCGCCACCACGCCGCCGUCGUCGCCCAGGAGUGCGGCAAGGCCCGGGAGCUGGUCUGCCCCUACCACGGCUGGACCUACCGGCUCGAUGGCUCACUGCGUACGGCGCCACGGAUGGGCCGCAUGGAAGGGUUUGACCCCAAGGAGUUUGGACUGCCGCCAAUCAGCGUCGCGACGUGGGGGCCCCUGGUGCUGCUCGACCUCGACGGCUACGCCGGCGGCGAAAACAACCCGCGCGACCUGGCCAUCGACGCGGCCCCGCUGAUUGGGCCGCUCGAUGAACUCGGCUUCGAGCACAUGCGGUGGGUCGAGCGCCGCACCUAUGAGAUGAAUUGCAACUGGAAGGUGUUCGUCGAUAACUCGCUCGACGGCGGCUACCACGUCGCCUACGCGCACGAGGGGCUGGCCGAGGGGCUGGCGUUCGACGGCUACCGCACGGAACUGUUCGAGCGCUCGGCGAUUCAGGUCUGCGAGUCGAGCGGCGCCGACGAACGGCUCGGCGAGAAGGUUGUCUACGCUUGGCUCUACCCGAAUCUCUUCAUCAACCGCUACGGCCGGAUGAUGGACACCAACAUCGUCUACCCCACGGCGGUCGAUCGCUGCGAAGUGGUAUUCGACUUUUAUGUCGACGCCGAUGUCCCCGACGGCGACGACCUUCAAGAGUGGGCCGCCAAACGCCGCCUCCGCAAAGCGAUCGGCGCAAGCCACGUCAUCCAGAACGAGGACAUCGAGAUUUGCGAAUCCACCCAGCGCGGCCUGGGCUCGAUGUCGUUCCGAACCGGCCGCUACUCGUCCCAACUCGAACGCGCGGUGCACGCGUUUCACUGGAUGCUGUAUCGGGAUUUGAGUUGUGAGGCGACCUCCAUUUCAUCGGAGUCCCCGAGGGGCGGCAGCGUUUAG
Molecule: messenger RNA, 1143 nt
Organism: Symbiodinium sp. CCMP2456
Lineage: Eukaryota; Dinophyceae; Suessiales; Symbiodiniaceae
Source: the annotation of a GenBank genome assembly